UAGCUGAGCAAUGAGCAUUAUGUAAAAUUACACCAUGGCUGCCUCUCUUCAGAUAAUAUGUGGCGGUCUCCCGUUGAAUCCUUUGCCUCAUGAGAGAAAGAGAAGCUCUUCAUUGCCUCAUGCUCCCGUCAGGAAUCCAAAAUUGACCCAAAGCGAAAAGAGACUUGCUCUAAAAAACUCUUUACGUUAUUUUCCGGUUGAAGCCCACUCCACUCUUGCCCCAGAGUUCCUUAAAGAACUGGAGACUUAUGGACACAUUUACAUGUAUCGAUUCAUUCCGCCAAUCGAUAUGAAAGCGUACCCAGUAGAGGAAUACCCAGUGAAGUGUCCAGCAGCAGCUGCCAUAAUGCACAUGAUAAUGAACAACUUGAAUCCAAAAGUUGCUCAGUUUCCAGAGGAGUUAGUGACAUAUGGUGGUAAUGGACAAGUGUUGUCAAACUGGGCUCAGUUCUGGUUACUGAUGAAUUACUUGUCAAACAUGAAUGAGGAGCAGACAUUGGUAAUGUACUCGGGACAUCCAAUGGGUCUUUUCCCUAGUUACUCUGAUGCACCACGUCUUGUCAUUACUAAUGGAAUGGUAAUUCCUAAUUACUCUUCAAGGGAGGAAUACGAGAAGUUCUUUGCACUUGGUGUUACCAUGUUUGGUCAAAUGACUGCCGGUAGCUACUGCUACAUUGGACCACAGGGAAUAGUACAUGGGACAACGCUUACUGUGUUAAAUGCCGGAAGGAAGUACCUCGGUAGUGGGGAUUUAUCUGGUAAAGUUUUCAUCACUUCUGGUCUUGGAGGAAUGAGUGGGGCCCAGGCCAAAGCAGCUGUCAUAUCAGGAUGUGUGGGCGUGAUUGCUGAAGUGAAUAAAGACGCUUUGUUGAAGAGAUAUGAACAAGGAUGGUUAAUGAAAUGGACUGAUGAUCUUGAGGACUGCAUCAAAGCAAUCAAGACUGCUCGCAGCCAGAAGGCACCAUUGAGUCUCGGUUACCAUGGAAAUAUUGUCAGCUUGUGGGAGCGAAUGGUAGAGGAGUACAAGGCAACCGGUGAGCUGAUUGUUGAACUAGGAUCUGAUCAAACCAGUUUGCACAACCCGUUUGGGGGUGGGUACUAUCCUGCCCAGCUGAGCUACUCAGAGUCACAAGAAAUGCUCAAAACUGACCCGGAGAGAUUUAAAAGUCUUGUCCAAGAAAGUUUAAGGAGGCAAGUGAAGGCCAUUAAUGCACUAUGCACAGCUGGUAUGCGUUUCUGGGAUUAUGGUAACGCUUUUCUGUUGGAAUCUGGUCGAGCAGGUGCUGAUAUUAAGAAGGAAAAUGGUGAAUAUAAAUAUCCUUCGUAUGUACAAGAUAUAAUGGGUGACAUAUUUUCUCUUGGAUUUGGGCCAUUCAGGUGGGUCUGUACCUCAGGGUUGAGUUCUGAUUUGGCAGAAACUGAUGCGAUAGCUCUGAGAGUACUCCAGGAUAUCAUGAAGAGAGGAAUACCAGACUCUGUUCAUCAGCAGUAUGAAGAUAACUCCAAAUGGAUAAAAGAAGCAGGGAAACACGAAAUGGUAGUCGGAUCACAAGCACGCAUAUUAUACUCAGACGAUGAAGGAAGGAUUGAGAUUGCUCUAGGAUUUAACACUGCAAUAUCUGAAGGAAGAAUAAAAGGGCCAGUUGUUAUAAGCCGUGAUCAUCAUGAUGUGAGUGGAACUGACAGUCCUUUUCGUGAAACCUCAAACAUUGAGGAUGGCUCAAAAUUUUGUGCUGAUAUGGCUAUACAGAACGUCAUUGGUGGAUCCUUCAGAGGUGCAACUUGGGUAGCAAUUCACAAUGGAGGAGGAGUAGGAUGGGGAGAAGUCAUUAAUGGUGGAUUUGGCUUAGUCUUAGAUGGAACUCAAGAAGCUGCCAAGAGAGCACAAAGAAUGCUUUACUGGGAUGUGAUGAAUGGAGUUUGUAGGAGGGCGUGGUCAGGACACCCACUGGCACAAGGUGUCGUUGAAAGAGCCGAGAGAAAUGAUCCUUUGCUAAAAGUCACCAAAAGCAAUGACGUAUUAGAUACAGUACUAAAUGAAGCAAUAACUGAUUGAGGGAAAGAAAGAAACUCAAAUCAUAUUUUUCAUCAUAGUUAAAAUUUUGUUUGUAUACCAGUAUUAACAUGUGAAUAAAGACACAA
This is a messenger RNA of Amphimedon queenslandica, 2142 nucleotides long. Its product is annotated as urocanate hydratase. Gene Ontology annotation, biological process: L-histidine catabolic process. Gene Ontology annotation, molecular function: urocanate hydratase activity. Lineage: Eukaryota; Metazoa; Porifera; Demospongiae; Haplosclerida; Niphatidae. The transcript is spliced from 21 exons. Bases 35 to 2056 code for a protein of 673 amino acids. The record is from RefSeq and is a predicted model, not a curated record.